AUGAUGCCACUUUGCAAUGGCGCCCAGGGUCAACCAAGUAACUUAGUUUCAGUUACUCUUAAGGGAAUGGCCUCAAUGCCAUCUAUGCCAAAUCUGAAAAAUAUUCUUGGCGUUUGCUCACGGGACGAAAUUGCAAUAAUUAAGAAUGAAUGCAAAGAUGUAGUGAACAGACCAAUAGAUAGGAAGUCAUUGGCGUAUGGUCUUUGCUGUGGUGAACUGAAAGUGUGUUCCGAAUUCACUGAAGGACAACAAAGAUUGAUAGAAAAUUAUUUACAAGAUAUUCAUACAUGUUCUGCUUUCCCAACUCAAGUUUUGGAUCAGAAGGCGGAUUUCGUUGAUGCUCUUGUUGUGAUUUUCAAAAAAGAAGGAAGAAAGUUUUCGAAGGAUGAUUCGAAGUUUUUCAGCACUUGCACACCAAAAAUAAAAGAAGCAUUCAAUGAGGCAUGCGAUAAAUUUAACGCCAAAAGCGCAGAUAAGGAAACGCUUGGCUACAAUGUUUGCUGCAAAACUUUGGACAAUUGCACUGACCCAUUUUAUACUCAGGUAACCUGUGGUACGGUAUCAUUGGCCAAUUCUGAAAUUUCGGACCUGGUUCUUUGCUGUCUGUGGAGGUGUUGCUCUUCUUCUGUUCGGCAUCAUUGGUAUCGUCGUCUACUUCUUCUGUAUUCGCAAGAAGAGAGGUGGAGGAAGUAA
Messenger RNA from Caenorhabditis briggsae, 693 nucleotides. The transcript is spliced from 3 exons. The record is from RefSeq and is a predicted model, not a curated record. The coding region runs from base 1 to 693 and encodes 230 amino acids. NCBI's taxonomy places the organism in Eukaryota, Metazoa, Nematoda, Chromadorea, Rhabditida, Rhabditidae.